Tarenaya hassleriana is the source of this 528-nucleotide messenger RNA. RefSeq names its product CDGSH iron-sulfur domain-containing protein NEET. The transcript has 2 exons. NCBI's taxonomy places the organism in Eukaryota, Viridiplantae, Streptophyta, Magnoliopsida, Brassicales, Cleomaceae. The coding region runs from base 73 to 393 and encodes 106 amino acids. Gene Ontology annotation, biological process: regulation of autophagy. Gene Ontology annotation, molecular function: 2 iron, 2 sulfur cluster binding. Gene Ontology annotation, cellular component: intracellular membrane-bounded organelle; mitochondrial outer membrane. The record is from RefSeq and is a predicted model, not a curated record.
UCCACAAGCUUCUCUUCUAAAACUCACCCGUCACACAAAACACACCCAAAACAAAUCCUGAGAGAGAGUUCAAUGGCGAUGAGCGGGAGCAUUGUCGGAGCGAGGGUCUGUUACGGCGGAGGCCCAGCGGAGAUGAGGGUCGGCUCCGGCGAAGCGGGGCGGCGGAGAAUGUCGGUGGUGGUGAGAGCAGAAGGCGGAGGAAUAAACCCCGAGAUCAGGAAGAACGAAGAGAAAGUCGUGGACUCUGUCGUUGUCACCGAGCUCUCCAAGAACAUCACUCCUUAUUGCAGGUGUUGGAGGUCGGGGACAUUCCCACUGUGUGAUGGGAGCCAUAUGAAACACAACAAAGCCACGGGAGACAAUGUCGGUCCUCUCCUCCUCAAGAAACAGUAGUUACCAUCUCUUCCUGUUCUUUUUUUUUAAAAAAAAAAAAAUUGAUAUAACAAUUUCAAGUAUUUCUAUUUUCAUGCCAUGUUGUAAUGACGACAUCUAUUUGAGUUCCACCAUUUGAUCUCUUGCUUUGUGUUU